AGCAAUUCCACCCACUUAAUAAGUAUGAAACAAAUAAUCCUCAGGAGUGACAUUGUGCCAAGGAAACUGGUGGAAGUACGUUAUAUUUUUAAUCUACUACCAAGACAAAGCAAGAUGAGUUACUAGCUAAUAACUCAAGAAUAGGGUUAGUUACAUCAUUCUCUUUGCAGUCUGCCUUGGUUAAAUAUGUUUUUCUAAUUAUAAAAAUUACACAUACAACAUAGUAUAUGCACGAUAUCUAGUACAAGUUGUGAGAAAAAUGUUUUCAGAGAACUUAUAUAGCUCCAUGCCAAGACGGAGAGGAAGACCUCGCAAAACAAGUGAAGUUGUAAAGGAUGCAGAUGAAGAAGAACAUAAAGUGGAAAAGGAAGAUGAUAUAUUCAAGCAAGAAGCUGAAGGUCAAAGUGCUGCUGUCAGGGCUAUUCGUGAUGUGGAGAUUGAACACCUACGAAAUAUGUUGCGAUUGCUGCGAUCUAAAUUUAGUAAUGAACAGCUGCAAGUUCCGGUCAUGCAAUUUUUUGAGGAAAAUUUUCCAAACCUGGCUAUUGUAAGCAAUAAGAAAAAUGGUCAGUAUGAAGUGCAGUGGAAAGACAACGAUGUCAAUUUAAGCAUGGAGCAGUUUGACGGACGGAAUCUACAUGCUUCUCUUCUUCAUAACCUGUCCAUGGCGUACCCUGAUUGCUCCAGUGCCAUGCCGUCAUUUGGUGGUUUUGAAUUCUCAAAUAAAUCUGUUAAAACAACCCUCUGUGGUGUCGAAAACCUCCAGAUCAAGGGAUUUGUCUUGGACGAGCCAUCUGACACCCAAAUGCUUGAUCUGCCGGAUACUCUUCAGACACCUGGUGCAAGUAAUAACAGACUGUCUGUUGGGAUGACUCCCAAAACUUUAAGGUUGCCUAAGCCUGGGGAAAUGCUUCUAUCUGUCCACGGCUCUCCUCUCGGUGUUUUCAAGGAAGACAACAUGGAAGCUAUACAUGAAUCUGGAGAUGGUAACUGCUCCGAGUAAUCUGUUAGCGUAGGGGUAAAAGAUACCGUUCAUCUGAUUGUAAUGUUUGAAAUUAGUAUUCAAGGCUAACCCGUGCUCUUAAUUUUGAGAGCCCUUUGCCAUCCUCUUUUUGGUUUGUUCCAGCCCUUUUUCUCUAUUUCCUUUCCCCUUUCCUUUGUUAGGCUAGAGGUUGGCAGGGUUCUGACUAUUUUCUGUAGGUUAUGAAGCUGGAAAAGUGAUGCUUUUUGUAAAUAGUUUUGUAAGAGUAACAAGAAUUUUAAUGUUUAGAGACGGUCAUGUUCUUAAAUAUUGUGUUAAGUGUUA
Messenger RNA from Lycium ferocissimum, 1306 nucleotides. RefSeq lists its product as uncharacterized. The transcript has 6 exons. The record is from RefSeq and is a predicted model, not a curated record. Lineage: Eukaryota; Viridiplantae; Streptophyta; Magnoliopsida; Solanales; Solanaceae. The coding region runs from base 260 to 1003 and encodes 247 amino acids.